This is a messenger RNA of Punica granatum (pomegranate), 2236 nucleotides long. Lineage: Eukaryota; Viridiplantae; Streptophyta; Magnoliopsida; Myrtales; Lythraceae. The record is from RefSeq and is a predicted model, not a curated record.
GUCCCCUUCCUUCCCCACACACCUCUCCUCCUCCUCCUAAGGUCUCCUAACAUUUUUCCAGCACCAUCCCCUACAUAAUGCCCGCAUCCACAUCCUUCUCUCCCCAACUCACCGCCACACGCCCGCCGCAGCCAUGUCUUCUCUCUCAGUCAGGUUCCUCACCUCUCCCCUGCCCAGCUGCCACUCCACCAGCAGCAGCAGCACUACUGCCUCGUCGCACCGCCCGAGGUCAGUCCGGCUCCGGGCCAUCCCCACUACGGCUCCGUCUGUUCCUGCCACAUCCGGGGAGGAGGCGGCUGCGGUGGAUGCGGAGAGGCUGGAGCCGAGGGUCGAGGAGCGGGGUGGAUACUGGGUGCUCAAGGAGAAGUACAGGGCAGGGAUCAACCCCCAGGAGAAGGUGAAGAUCGAGAGGGAGCCGAUGAAACUGUUCAUGGAGAAUGGGAUAGAGGAGCUCGCGAAGAUGUCCAUGGAGGAGAUCGACGGCGCCAAGCCUACUAAGGCCGACAUCGAUGUCCGGCUCAAGUGGCUCGGCCUCUUCCACCGGAGAAAACACCAUUAUGGGAGAUUCAUGAUGAGGCUCAAGCUGCCCAAUGGCGUGACGACAAGUGCGCAGACUCGGUACCUUGCAAGCGUCAUCAGGAAGUACAGGAAAGAUGGGUGUGCGGAUGUGACUACAAGGCAGAAUUGGCAGAUCAGGGGAGUGACCCUGCCAGAUGUGCCAGAGAUUCUCGAAGGCCUAGAAGAAGUCGGGCUGACUAGCCUGCAGAGCGGCAUGGACAAUGUGAGGAACCCUGUUGGGAAUCCUCUGGCAGGGAUCGACCCGGAAGAGAUCAUCGAUACUAGGCCUUACACGAACUUGUUGUCCCAAUAUGUUACCGGGAAUUUCCGUGGGAAUCCAGCCAUCACUAACUUGCCUAGGAAAUGGAACGUGUGUGUCAUUGGGUCGCAUGAUCUCUACGAGCAUCCUCACAUCAACGACCUCGCUUACAUGCCGGCGACCAAGGAUGGAGUGUUCGGAUUUAAUCUCUUAGUUGGAGGAUUCUUCAGCCCCAAGCGGUGCGAGGAGGCGAUCCCUCUCGAUGCCUGGGUCCCUGCAGAAGAUGUAAUUCCAGUGUGCAAAGCUAUUCUCGAGGCCUUCCGGGAUCUUGGAAACAGGGGAAACAGGCAGAAGACGAGGAUGAUGUGGCUGAUCGAUGAACUGGGCAUUGAAGGAUUCAGGGCAGAGGUUGUUAAGAGAAUGCCGAACGAAGAGCUAGAGAGAGCUUCCCCUGAGGACCUUGUUAACAAACAAUGGGAGAGGAGAGACUACUUAGGGGUCCAUCCCCAGAAGCAAGAGGGACUCAGCUUCGUUGGCCUCCACGUCCCCGUAGGCCGUGUCCAGGCAGACGACAUGGAUGAGCUGGCCAGACUAGCUGAUGAGUACGGCUCUGGAGAGCUCCGCCUCACCGUGGAGCAGAACAUCAUAAUCCCAAACAUCGAUAACUCGAAGAUCGAGUCCUUGCUAAAGGAACCCCUCCUGAAAAACAGGUUCUCCCCCGAGCCGCCCUUGCUAAUGAAGGGCCUCGUGGCCUGCACGGGGAACCAAUUCUGUGGACAGGCUAUCAUUGAAACUAAAGCUCGGGCCCUUAAGGUGACUGAAGAGGUCGGACGACUCGUGUCGGUUGACCGGCCUGUAAGGAUGCACUGGACAGGGUGCCCAAACAGCUGUGGGCAGGUCCAGGUGGCCGAUAUUGGGUUCAUGGGAUGCAUGACUAGGGAUGAAAACGGGAAGACCUGCGAGGGAGCUGAUGUUUUCUUGGGCGGAAGGAUCGGAAGUGACUCUCACCUGGGGGAGCUCUACAAGAAGAGUGUCCCCUGCAAGGACUUGGUGCCAUUAGUAGCUGACAUUUUGGUUAAACACUUCGGAGCCGUUCCUAGAGAGAGGGAAGAAUCCGAUGACUGAUCGUUCAUGACCCUUGCACUGAUUGAAUGAUUGAUCAACACUCAGAUUACACAUAUCCCAUUCAACGCAAAGGAAGGAUCGGGGUAUAUAUCUUUCAGACGGCUUGGAGAAGAAAGUUCUUUAAGAUAUUCAGUUAAAUGCCUCAGAAGAAAGUUCUUUGAGAUUCGGGCUUUGUGUCGAGGUAUUGUAUCAAAAAUAAAACAAAGGGUUCUCUUUCUUCUUGUAUUUGCAGCGAUAUGCUGAUUAAAUUAUAUAGGGACCACUGAGACAAUCGGUCCUAUUUUAAUGCUUUCA